CGUCCCCCAUCGCCCCGUGGCCCCACGAUGACCCACAGCCCCGCGACAAGCGAGGACGAGGAACGCCACAGUGCCAGCGAGUGUCCCGAGGGGGGCUCGGAGUCCGACAGCUCCCCAGACGGGCCAGGACGAGGCCCCCGGGGGACCCGGGGCCGGGGCAGUGGGGCACCUGGUAGCCUGGCCUCAGUCAGAGGCCUCCAGGGCCGCUCCAUGUCUGUGCCCGACGACGCCCACUUCAGCAUGAUGGUCUUCAGGAUUGGCAUCCCGGACCUGCACCAGACGAAAUGCCUGCGCUUCAACCCCGACGCCACCAUCUGGACCGCCAAGCAGCAGGUACUCUGUGCCCUGAGUGAGAGCCUGCAGGACGUCCUCAACUACGGCCUGUUCCAGCCCGCCACCUCGGGCCGCGACGCCAACUUCCUGGAGGAGGAGAGGCUGCUACGGGAAUACCCCCAGUCCUUCGAGAAGGGGGUGCCCUACCUGGAGUUCCGAUACAAGACCCGCGUUUACAAACAGACCAACCUGGACGAGAAGCAGCUGGCCAAGCUGCACACAAAGACGGGGUUGAAGAAGUUCCUGGAGUAUGUGCAGCUCGGGACGUCUGACAAGGUGGCGCGGCUGCUGGACAAGGGGCUGGACCCCAAUUACCAUGACUCGGAUUCAGGAGAGACCCCCUUGACACUGGCAGCCCAGACCGAAGGUUCCGUGGAGGUGAUUCGAACCCUGUGCCUGGGCGGGGCCCACAUCGACUUCCGGGCCCGAGAUGGCAUGACCGCACUGCAUAAGGCCGCAUGCGCCCGGCAUUGUCUGGCUCUCACGGCCCUCCUGGACCUCGGGGGCUCCCCCAACUACAAGGACCGCCGGGGGCUGACCCCUCUGUUCCACACGGCUAUGGUAGGGGGCGACCCCCGCUGCUGUGAGCUGCUGCUGUACAACAGGGCGCAGCUGGGCGUCGCCGACGAGAACGGCUGGCAGGAGAUCCACCAGGCGUGCCAGCGGGGCCACUCCCAGCACCUCGAACACCUGCUCUUCUACGGGGCUGAGCCCGGAGCCCAGAACGCCUCGGGGAACACAGCCCUGCACAUCUGCGCGCUCUACAACAAGGAGACCUGUGCCAGGAUCCUCCUCUAUCGAGGGGCCAACAAGGACGUGAAGAAUAACAACGGGCAGACCCCAUUCCAGGUGGCUGUGAUUGCUGGGAAUUUCGAACUGGGGGAGCUGAUCCGGAACCACCGGGAACAGGACGUGGUGCCCUUCCAGGAGUCUCCCAAGUACGGCCGGCGGCGGGGCCCCCCGAGGGCAGGGCUGACGGUGCCCCCAGCGCUGCUGCGGGCCAACAGCGACACCAGCAUGGCGCUGCCAGACUGGAUGGUGUUCUCCGCCCCGGGGACCUCGUCCUCCGGGGCCCCUGGCCCGACCUCGGGGCCACAGGGCCAGUCACAGCCCCCGGCCCCCAGCACCAAGCUCAGCAGUGGGACCCUCCGAAGUGCCAGCAGCCCCCGGGGCGCCCGGGCUCGCUCCCCAUCUCGGGGGAGGCACCCCGAGGAGGCCAAGAGGCAGCCCCGCGGACGGCCCAGCUCCAGCGGGACGCCCCGGGAAGGGCCUGCCGGGGGCACAGGGGGCUCAGGGGGCCCUGGGGGCUCCCUGGGCAGCCGCGGCAGGCGGAGGAAGCUCUACUCAGCGGUACCCGGACGCUCCUUCAUGGCUGUGAAGUCAUACCAGGCCCAGGCUGAGGGGGAGAUCUCCCUCAGCAAGGGAGAGAAGAUCAAAGUUCUGAGCAUCGGGGAAGGCGGCUUCUGGGAAGGCCAGGUCAAAGGUCGUGUCGGCUGGUUCCCUUCUGACUGCCUGGAAGAGGUGGCGAACCGCUCCCAGGAGGGAAAGCAAGAAAGUCGCAGUGACAAGGCAAAGAGGCUCUUCCGGCAUUACACCGUGGGCUCCUACGACAGCUUCGAUGCCCCAAGCUUGAUGGAUGGGAUUGGCCCUGGGAGCGAUUACAUCAUUAAGGAGAAGACAGUUUUGCUGCAGAAGAAGGACAGCGAGGGGUUUGGGUUUGUGCUCCGGGGGGCCAAGGCGCAGACCCCCAUCGAGGAGUUCACCCCCACCCCAGCCUUCCCGGCGCUGCAGUACCUCGAGUCGGUGGACGAGGGUGGCGUGGCGUGGCGAGCUGGACUGCGAAUGGGAGACUUCCUCAUCGAGGUGAACGGGCAGAACGUGGUGAAGGUGGGCCACCGCCAGGUCGUGAACAUGAUCCGCCAAGGGGGCAACACGCUGAUGGUCAAGGUGGUGAUGGUCACCAGGCACCCGGACAUGGACGAGGCCGUCCACAAGAAAGCACCCCAGCAGGCUAAGCGGCUCCCACCCCCAGCCAUCUCCCUGCGUUCCAAGUCUAUGACCUCAGAGCUGGAGGAGAUGGUCUCCCCCUGGAAGAAGAAGAGUGAGUACGAGCAGCAGCCUGCGCCGGUGCCCAGCAUGGAGAAAAAGCGGACCGUGUAUCAGAUGGCUCUCAACAAACUGGACGAGAUCCUGGCGGCGGCCCAGCAGACCAUCAGCGCCAGCGAGAGCCCCGGGCCUGGCGGCCUCGCAUCCCUGGGCAAGCACCGGCCCAAAGGCUUCUUUGCCACUGAGUCGAGCUUCGACCCCCACCACCGCUCCGGGGGGGGGGGGGGCAGCAUAAGGGGACCCACCUGCGCCGCCCGGCAGCAGCCUCGCCCGGAGCAGCUCUGCAGCGUCCUGGUGCGAGGCGCCGCCGCGAUCCCUUCCUGCGCAGCGCCACGCGGUCCCUUUUCAGCUCAAGCCACUGUGGCUCACCGCGGCCUCCCACUGCGCGGAUUGGAUAAGGGCGCCCCUCCGGGCCUGGGGGCAGUUGGGCCGAACGCGCCGCCCCGCCGGCUCCCCCUGCUGCUCGGCGUGGAGCAGUGCACAGCCUGCGUCCCCGUGCGAGGCGGCCCCGGGUUUACCGCGGCCGGCGAAGCGCUGGGCCAUCCGGGCGCCGUUCUCGGCAUACACGGGGCGCCGCUACUGACUUUGCUCUUGUGCCCCUGCGGCCUAGGGGAGCCCCGGCCCUCCAUCCUCUGUGUCUCCCCAGGGGCUGCAGAAGACGACAGACCCUACCUAGCACCCCCAGCCAUGAAGUUCAGCCGCAGCCUGUCCGUGCCUGACCCCCGGGCCGCGACGGCGGCUGCAAGGCGUGCGCCCUCAGAGGACGGGCCCGGGGUCCCGCCGCCCAGCCCACGCCGCUCCGUGCCCGCCUCCCCGACCUCCCCGCGGGGCGGCGAAGAGAACGGCCUUCCCCUGCUCGUGCUGCCGCCGCCCGCACCUUCGGUGGACGUGGAGGACGGCGAAUUCCUGUUCGUGGAACCGCUACCUCCUCCCCUGGAGUUCUCCAACAGCUUCGAGAAGCCCGAGUCGCCCCUCACGCCUGGGCCGCCCCACCCGCUGCCCGAUCCCCCCACCCCGACCACCGGCAGCGCGCCCGCGCUGAGCAGCCUGUCUGCCGAAGGUGGUGGCAGCGCAGGGGGUGGGGGGGCUGGCGUGGCCGGUGGGCCAGAGCUCCUGGACACCUACGUGGCCUACUUGGACGGUCAGGCCUUCGGGGGAAGCAGUACUCCUGGCCCGCCAUACCCUCCGCAGCUCAUGACUCCCUCCAAGCUCCGGGGCAGGGCUCUGGGGACAAGCGGGGGCCUGCGGCCUGGCCCCAGUGGGGGACUUCGGGACCCUGUCACCCCCACCAGCCCCACCGUCUCAGUGACAGGGGCCGGAGCCGAUGGGCUGCUGGCCUCCUCUGGACCCUCGACAGCAGGUGUGGCUGGGGCUCCCGUGGCCGUGGCCGUAGAACCGGAAGUGCCAGCGGUACCCUUGCCGUCGGCUUCCUCCCUGCCCAGGAAGCUGCUGCCCUGGGAGGAAGGCCCAGGCCCACCGCCACCACCCCUGCCUGGGCCCCUGGCCCAGCCUCAGGCCUCAGCCUUGGCCACAGUGAAAGCCAGCAUCAUCAGCGAGCUCAGCUCCAAGCUUCAGCAGUUCGGGGGCUCCUCAGCGGCCGGAGGCGCUCUGCCCUGGGCCCGGGGAGGCAGCGGGGGCAGCGCGGACAGCCACCACGGGGGAGCCAGCUACGUCCCUGAGAGGACCUCCUCCCUGCAGCGCCAGAGACUCUCCGAUGACUCCCAGUCCUCGCUCCUCUCCAAACCCGUCAGCAGCCUGUUUCAGAACUGGCCCAAACCGCUCUCCACAGGCCCCGGGGUCCCCCCCUCUGCCGCCGCAGCCCCAGGGGCCACCUCGCCCUCAGCCUCCUCCUCCUCCACGUCCACCCGCCACCUCCAGGGUGUGGAGUUUGAGAUGCGGCCCCCACUGCUCCGCCGGGCCCCCAGCCCCUCGCUGCUGCCCGCCUCGGAGCACAAGGUCAGCCCUGCGCCCCGGCCCUCGUCCCUGCCCAUCCUGCCUUCUGGACCCCUCUACCCAGGACUCUUUGACAUCCGCAGCUCUCCCACUGGAGGGGCAGGAGGCGCGGCUGACCCCUUCGCCCCGGUCUUUGUGCCGCCACACCCGGGGAUGUCCGGGGGGCUUGGAGGAGCCUUGUCUGGGGCCUCCCGCUCCCUCUCACCAACCCGCCUGCUUUCGCUGCCCCCGGACAAGCCGUUUGGCGCAAAACCUCUGGGGUUCUGGACCAAGUUCGACGUGGCCGACUGGCUAGAGUGGCUGGGCUUGGCUGAGCACCGAGCCCAGUUCCUGGACCACGAGAUCGAUGGCUCCCACCUGCCCGCCUUGACCAAGGAGGACUACGUCGACCUGGGGGUGACCAGGGUGGGGCACCGCAUGAACAUCGACCGGGCUCUCAAAUUUUUCCUGGAGAGGUGAUGGCUGGCCUGGGCGGACCAGCCCGUCCACAGGACCCCGGGCCUGCUGGCCUUUUGACCUCGGACCCCUGACUGUCAUUCUCUCCCUGGGCCAGGGACUCUGCUAAAACUGCGCCCUGCCCUGACCCCAAGGCCGGAGGGCACCAGGUGGCCCCAUCCAGGCCGGACACUCGCACCUCACAGGAGGGGGCAGCUGACAGACUGUGUGUGUGUGAAGCGGGGAGCGGAGGGGGGAUGGAAGAGACCCAGAGGGGGGACUGAGAAGGAGGGAAGGGGCAGUUCUGGGGGAGGGGGACAGACAGAGCCAUAGAGGGUCAGCCCUGAGCCUGACUGGAUGGGGGCCGUCCCCAGGCCACAGGGGAAGGGGCGCCCUCAGACUCUACCACCUGCCACCCCCCA
Messenger RNA from Tupaia belangeri chinensis (Chinese tree shrew), 5249 nucleotides. RefSeq names its product SH3 and multiple ankyrin repeat domains 1 (gene SHANK1). Gene Ontology annotation, cellular component: dendritic spine; postsynaptic density; postsynaptic membrane. NCBI's taxonomy places the organism in Eukaryota, Metazoa, Chordata, Mammalia, Scandentia, Tupaiidae. The record is from RefSeq and is a predicted model, not a curated record. Gene Ontology annotation, molecular function: ionotropic glutamate receptor binding; synaptic receptor adaptor activity.